AUGACGAGCACUGUUGGAAAGGCUGCAGUCGCGUGGGAGGCCGGCAAGGGUCUCACUAUCGAGGAUAUUGAGGUUGCUCCCCCAAGGGCCCACGAAGUUCGGAUUGAAAUAUACUACACAGGUGUUUGUCACACAGAUGCAUAUACGCUUUCUGGAAAGGAUCCAGAGGGGGCAUUCCCCAUCGUCUUGGGCCAUGAAGGCGCUGGUAUCGUCGAGUCUGUCGGUGAAGGGGUGACUUCCGUCAAGCCUGGUGACCACGUAGUUGCUCUCUAUACUCCUGAGUGCAAAGAAUGUAAAUUUUGCAAGUCCGGCAAGACGAACUUGUGCGGUAAGAUCAGAGCCACCCAAGGAAAGGGGGUCAUGCCCGAUGGAACAUCCCGAUUCUCCUGCCGUGGCAAGGAGCUUUUGCAUUUCAUGGGCACUUCCACUUUCUCGCAAUACACCGUUGUGGCCGAUAUUUCUGUUGUCGCCAUCACAGAUAGAGCUCCCAUGGAUCGGACAUGUCUGCUGGGGUGUGGUAUCACAACAGGUUAUGGUGCUGCAGUAGUGACUGCUCGUGUAGAGGAAGGCUCGACUGUAGCUGUAUUCGGAGCCGGAUGUGUUGGCCUGUCUGUGAUCCAGGGUGCAGUGAUGCAAAAAGCCGGCAAGAUCAUUGUGGUCGAUGUCAAUGAUAAGAAGGAAUCGUGGGCGCGGAAAUUCGGUGCCACGGACUUCAUCAACCCUACGAAACUUGAUGGGAAACUUAUACAAGACAAACUCAUUGAGAUGACGGAUGGUGGAUGCGAUUAUACCUUUGAUUGUACGGGCAAUGUCAGUGUGAUGCGUGCUGCUCUUGAAGCCUGCCACAAGGGCUGGGGUCAAAGUAUUAUCAUUGGUGUUGCAGCAGCCGGCGAAGAAAUAUCCACGAGACCAUUCCAACUUGUUACUGGCCGCGUAUGGAAAGGCUGUGCUUUUGGCGGCAUCAAAGGCCGCAGCCAGCUACCAGCAUUAGUCAACGACUACAUGAUCGGUAAGCUGAAAGUGGACGAAUUCAUCACCCACCGCGAAUCAUUGCCGGCCAUAAACUCAGCGUUUGAGCAAAUGAAGCAAGGUGACUGCAUUCGCUGCGUGAUCAACAUGAAGCAGUAA
Molecule: messenger RNA, 1128 nt
Organism: Histoplasma capsulatum G186AR
Lineage: Eukaryota; Fungi; Ascomycota; Eurotiomycetes; Onygenales; Ajellomycetaceae
Product: glutathione-dependent formaldehyde dehydrogenase
Exons: 5
Coding region: 1-1128 (375 amino acids)
Biological process (GO): formaldehyde catabolic process
Cellular component (GO): cytosol
Molecular function (GO): zinc ion binding; S-(hydroxymethyl)glutathione dehydrogenase [NAD(P)+] activity
Source: RefSeq, a predicted model, not a curated record